Linum trigynum is the source of this 567-nucleotide messenger RNA. Lineage: Eukaryota; Viridiplantae; Streptophyta; Magnoliopsida; Malpighiales; Linaceae. The record is from the annotation of a GenBank genome assembly.
AUGUGGAGCUUUGCAGUUCAGAACUGUUCCGGAGGUUUUCCUGCGUCCAAUUGUUUCCCGUUGAGCUUCGCGUUAUGGAUGCUUGCUUUGGCUAGCUGGAUUCCGCUGACUGGAAAAGUUGAGAAAAGGACUCAAGUGGAUCCAAUGAAACCUGUGUAUGUUGGAGAGUCCCCCCAGAUCCCACUGUUGAAGUUGCAUCCACUCUUUUUCUGUGAGUUGGUGGAUCAUUCGGCAUCCAUGAAGAAGAAGCGUAAGAGUUGCAGCAGCAGUAGCUUUGGAGGAGCAGUUCACCAUGAAGAACGAGACUUCUGGAUACCACCAAAGAAAGGGAUCGUCGCAGGAGGAGAUCCAGACUGCAAUGGGUGGAACGACAAGCAGAACGAGUUGUGCUACGACUGUCAGUCGUGCCAGGCGUCCUUUGUGUACAAUAUCAAGCAGCAGUGGAGGUCUCUGGCUUUCAUUAAUGUCUGUGUUCUUAUACUCCCCUUCUUGGUCUAUAUUAUUGGUUGUUGUGCUCAGUUUAGCAAUUCGUCAUCGAGUUCCAAUAGAAAUUAUCUCAGCCGGUAA